This is a messenger RNA of Mugil cephalus (flathead mullet), 1213 nucleotides long. Its product is annotated as coagulation factor XI-like. The record is from RefSeq and is a predicted model, not a curated record. Gene Ontology annotation, biological process: proteolysis. Lineage: Eukaryota; Metazoa; Chordata; Actinopteri; Mugiliformes; Mugilidae. The transcript has 10 exons. Bases 46 to 1146 code for a protein of 366 amino acids. Gene Ontology annotation, cellular component: extracellular region. Gene Ontology annotation, molecular function: protein binding.
AGUGAACCCAAGGGGUCAGAACAGUGUAUCAACCAGACACAGAAGAUGGUGACACGUUUGGUGGGCCUGCUCUUCCUCUGCAGCCUUUCCUUUAGUCAAGAAUGUAAUCGGGACCUUCUCGAGAACAUAGAUUAUCCAGGAGGGGACAUAAUGUUCCUAUACGCUCCUGACGUGGAAUACUGUCAGCGGCUGUGCACCCAGCACCCCGCCUGCCUCUUCUUCACCUUCAUCCGAGCUGACUGGACCCAAGAUAACAGCCACUUCUACUGUUACCUCAAGUCCAAUCCGACUCCAGCCAGGAAACCACUACUGGGCGUCACCUCUGGUGAAUCUCUUAAACACUGCCCCCCAGAUCUAAACCCUUGCCAGGUUGAGGUGUACCAGAACGUGGACUUCAAAGGGGCAGACUACAGGGCCUUGUUCACAGCCGACUAUCAAGAAUGUCAGAGGGCCUGCACCCACGACCCUGGCUGUCGGUUCUUUACCUUUUUGAAAGUGGACUUCACACCAGAGAGAUACAGGUACAAGUGUCAUCUUAAAUUCAGCUCUGAUGUACCAAGGCCUCCUACUGUAGAAAGGAAAACUGGUGUAACAUCCGGAUUCUCCCACAGACUGCAAAUAACUCAAGACUUUCACCCAACAUGUGAGAGCAAGUUGUUUCUGAGCACUGACAGUCCAGGAAAUGACAUUGAGAAGCUUCCGUCUCCCUCUCCUGAACUCUGCCAGACACUGUGCUCUGCUCACCCUCUCUGCACCUACUACUCUUACAUCAGCCCUGACCUCAGCUGUUAUUUGAAGAACAAUCCGAAUGAAAUGGUGAUCAGAUCCAAAGAAGGGUCCACCUCGGGGUUUCCAGCACGCUUCUGCCAGCCUGAUAAAAACUGGAUUACGGUGGCUCAUGAAGGAAUAGAUUUCACAGGUUCUGACAUUCGCUUUGAGCUGCUCAGUGAUGCAGAAUCAUGUCAGAGGAAUUGCACUGACGAUCAUAACUGUCAGUUCUACACCUAUGUCGAUGAAAAUUUCUCUGUCCGGGAAUAUCGGGGCCGUUGCUAUCUGAAGCGUGUCAUCAGUGUGCCUAUUAUUCCUGAAGUCACCAAACUGUCCACUGCUGUGUCUGGAUUCUCCCUGAGGAACUGCGCAGCGUGACCUACUCAUAUACACCUGAAGAUGUACACAGACGUCUAGAUUAAACCAAAAGUGGUUUUCUUAUUGA